CGCAGGUUGGGGAUGUCGGUGCCGUCUCCGCGCUCCCGGCGGGGGAGAGAAAACUUUUGUCUCCUGAAGAGAAGCGACUAAAAGAACAAAAUGUUUAGAUGAGCGCCGCUCUGUAAUUGAGCUCGGACGAUCAGCCGCCCCCGACUGGACUCUGCUCCUCUCGACGAGUUGCCGCCCGCAGCCGCCGUGGGAGCCGGCGUCGCCAUGGAGACGGUGGUGAUCGUGGCCAUCGGGGUGCUGGCCACCAUCUUCCUGGCCUCGUUCGUGGCCCUGGUGGUGGUGUGCCGACACCGGUACUGCCACCCCCACGACCUGCUGCACCACUUCGACUCCAAGCCCACCGUGGACCUGAUCGGGGCCAUGGAGACCCAGAGCGAGCCGUCGGAGCUGGAGCUGGACGACGUGGUCAUCACCAACCCCCACAUCGAGGCCAUCCUGGAGAAUGAGGACUGGAUCGAGGACGCCUCUGGUUUGGUGUCUCACUGCAUCUCCAUCCUGAAGAUCUGCCACACUCUGACCGAGAAGCUGGUCGCCAUGACGAUGGGGUCGGGGGCGAAAGUCAAAGCUCCCGCCAGCCUGAGCGACAUCAUAACGGUGGCCAAACGCAUCAGUCCCAGGGUGGACGACGUGGUCCGAUCCAUGUACCCCCCACUGGACCCGAUUCUCCUGGACGCCAGGGCGACGGCUCUCCUGCUGUCCGUCAGCCACCUGGUGCUGGUCACCCGCAACGCCUGUCACAUGUCGGGCAGCAUGGACUGGAUCGACCAGUCACUGCACGCCGCCGAGGAUCACAUGGUGGUUCUGCGCGAGGCGGCGCUGGCCUCCGAACCGGAGCGAGGCAUACCUGGAGCCGAGGCCCAGCGAGAGCACGCGAUCUAAACCAAAACACAGCCAACCAGCCAUUUUUACAAUUUCCACAAAAAAAAAAAGUUUUUACAUAUAUUUUGUCGCAGAUCAGAAUGUCUCAUCCGCUCAUGCAGGUGGGGUUUUUAAUAUAUAUUUUUGGUAUAACGCCGUAAGCAGAUCCUCUCAGAAUGAAAAGGUCUGUGGAAAUUUCUCCUCGAGUGUGCCAUCGCCCAGGAGCGGGGCUAAAUCCAGGCGAACCAGCACCGCAGUCACAUGGAGGCUUAGUCAGCUAAUCCAUUCAGAGGAAAAUAACACCCGUUAGCCACUCGACCCAAACUCAGUGGACCAGGGGAAGAUUUUAUUUACCCCCCCCCCGGGUCAGCAUGACUUGUGGAUGUUAAAAGAACAUCCUGCAGAUGUUCAGAGAGUUAUGUUUUGGACACAGUUGUCUGUGAAAGGACAUGAAAUCCUAUGUUUUUGUAUUGAUACGAAUGUUUCUCUUUUCACAAGUUUAGCAUUAGCUUCUCCUGGGUACAAUAUCAAAAUUAGCGAUGCACCACCUCGGCGCUACGAAGACUUCCAGCAUCCAUGAUUUUUUUGAAUUUCCACAGUGUUCCUGUGCGACGGGGAGUAGUCUAGAACAGUGUUGAUUGAGCUGAAGCAGAAUUGGUGUGUUGCUUUGCACCAGAGGGAUGUUAUUGGAGCAUGUCUACCUGUCCUUUCAUGCAUAGCUAACAGCGAAUCCCCAAGGAGCCCUAAUAAGGCAUUACCCUGAGCUGCAGUCACACAAAGGCCUCCGAUACAAUACACAAGAAAAAACACUCAUCGGCGUGACGUGACUGUGGAAUAAAAUAUGCUGUCGCACACACUCGCGUCACAGCAUGCUCCAGGUUUUUGUUUUGUUAAUCGAAAGGAGAAAAAAAAAGCGCAGCUCUGAGU
Salarias fasciatus (jewelled blenny) is the source of this 1785-nucleotide messenger RNA. It is a transcript of the gene tmem98, whose product is annotated as transmembrane protein 98. Lineage: Eukaryota; Metazoa; Chordata; Actinopteri; Blenniiformes; Blenniidae. Gene Ontology annotation, cellular component: endoplasmic reticulum. The coding region runs from base 205 to 879 and encodes 224 amino acids. The transcript has 7 exons. The record is from RefSeq and is a predicted model, not a curated record.